This is a messenger RNA of Musa acuminata AAA Group (dessert banana), 1387 nucleotides long. RefSeq names its product sodium/hydrogen exchanger 1-like. NCBI's taxonomy places the organism in Eukaryota, Viridiplantae, Streptophyta, Magnoliopsida, Zingiberales, Musaceae. The transcript is spliced from 9 exons. Gene Ontology annotation, molecular function: sodium:proton antiporter activity; potassium:proton antiporter activity. Gene Ontology annotation, biological process: regulation of intracellular pH; sodium ion import across plasma membrane; proton transmembrane transport. The record is from RefSeq and is a predicted model, not a curated record. Gene Ontology annotation, cellular component: plasma membrane. The coding region runs from base 13 to 834 and encodes 273 amino acids.
CCGGGGGACGACAUGGCCUUCGACCUGGGAACGAUGACGACCAAUCCGGGCGACUCGACCUUCGACUACGCGUCGGUUGUGUCGAUCAACAUCUUCGUGGCCCUCCUCUGUGCCUGCAUCGUGAUUGGCCACCUGCUCGAGGAGAACCGGUGGCUGAACGAAUCCACCACUGCUUUAAUCAUCGGGCUGUGCACCGGAGCGGUGAUUCUUUUCGCCCGAGGAGGGAGGAACUAUGUUAUCAUGAUGUUCAGUGAAGAUCUGUUCUUUAUCUAUGUGCUGCCACCAAUAAUUUUCAAUGCCGGGUUCCAAGUAAAGAAGAAACAAUUCUUCCGCAAUUUCAUGACAAUUAUGCUGUUUGGUGUAGUAGGAACAGUGAUUUCGUUCAUCAUAAUCUCAUUUGGUGCUUCACAAGUUUUCAGAAUAAUGGAUUUAGGCGCAUUGGAAAUUAGAGAUUAUUUUGCAAUUGGGGCAAUCUUUUCUGCAACAGAUUCUGUUUGCACUUUGCAGGUGCUUAAUCAGGAUGACACACCUUUGCUUUAUAGCCUGGUCUUCGGUGAAGGUGUUGUAAAUGACGCUACAUCCGUGGUGCUUUUUCAUGCAAUCCAGAAAUUCGAUCUGGUUCAUAUCGACAUCAAAGUUGUAAUGAAGCUUGUUGUAAACUUCUUUUAUCUAUUUUCUACUAGCACCUUUCUUGGAGCAUUUACAGGGUUGCUCAGCGCUUAUAUUAUUAAAAAGUUAUAUUUUGGGAGGCAUUCAACUGACCGAGAAGUUGCUCUUAUGAUACUUAUGGCUUACCUUUCUUAUAUGCUGGCUGAAGUGAGUAUCUUAUCUUAAAUCAUCAAGAAAACACAAAAUUUUCUUACCUCCAAUAUGCUGGAUUUAGUGAGUUUAGACUGAGAUUGUUUCCCCUAAACUUUAAUUUUCUUGCAGUUGUUAGACUUAAGCGGUAUUCUUACAGUAUUCUUUUGUGGAAUAGUAAUGUCACACUAUACAUGGCAUAAUGUGACACAGAAUUCCAGGGUCACCACAAAGUAAAUUAUUUUCUAUUGUUUUCAGCAGCACUAAAUGCUGCUUCUCAUAUUUAAAUUAUCUCUAUUUCAGGCUUAUACAAAUUAGUUUACAUUUAUUAAUCCUUUUCUUUCUUGUCAUUUCAGGCAUGCCUUUGCAACGUUGUCAUUUAUCGCUGAAGUUUUUCUCUUUCUUUAUGUUGGAAUGGAUGCAUUAGACAUUGAGAAGUGGAGAUCUGUCAGUGGCAGCCCUGAAAAAUCAAUGCGUGUGAGCGUAGUUCUUCUAGGAUUGGUAAUGGUUGGCAGAGCUGCUUUUGUUUUUCCACUCUCUCUCAUCGCCAACAUAAGCAGAAAUUCUCAGAAUGAUAAACUUAAGUUGA